Messenger RNA from Branchiostoma floridae (Florida lancelet), 1068 nucleotides. RefSeq lists its product as uncharacterized. The transcript has 9 exons. Bases 329 to 1003 code for a protein of 224 amino acids. NCBI's taxonomy places the organism in Eukaryota, Metazoa, Chordata, Leptocardii, Amphioxiformes, Branchiostomatidae. The record is from RefSeq and is a predicted model, not a curated record.
AACAACAAUAACGUCCUAAAUCUAUUUUAAUACAGAUACAGAUGGCUGUGUUUUCAACUCCUCCGUCCAUGGCAACUAUUCUGAUGGUGACAACCUCACUUACUCAUGCAAGGAGGACUGGAACAGGACCAACUGCAAUCUAGAAAUUGACGAGUGCAGCUCCAAUCCCUGUCAGCAUGGUUCGUGUACAGACUUCGUGGCCGGUUAUAACUGUAGCUGUGACGCUGGGUGGGGAGGAGUCCAUUGUAAUCAAGACAUUGAUGAUAACUGUGCAUCCAACCCCUGCCUCAACGGAAGAUGCACUGAUGCUGUCAGCAGCUACAUCUGCAUGUGUGAUGAAGGAUGGGCUGGAAUCAACUGUGAACAAGGUCCACCCACAUUCUUGUUCGAACUGACCAUCUCCAAUGUGGAAUUUACGGAGGAACUCAACGAGCCAACUUCUCAAACUUUCACAUCACUCGCAUCUGAGCUAUCAGAAACAAUCUGGUCUUCGCUGAACAAGAGCCAUGUUGGAGCUGACGUCAUUAACAUCGUCAUCACCAGUUUCCGUAAGGGAAGUGUGGUAGCAGAUUACUACAUUCAGUUACGUCAGAGUACAGAGGUCACUGACAGGGAGAUACAAGAAACACUUAGAUCCGCUCUGAGGAACAGCACGGACUUAAACCACUCUUUAGAAAUACAACUUGAGUCAAUAUGUGUGAAGGUGGACGGAGUCAGCACGUGUAAAGAUGACGGGUCGCCACAGUGGCCACCGUGGGCAACAUACGCCAUUGCAGGGUGUGCAGGUCUGGCCGUCUUGGCUACCUUAGCCUUGAUAGUCAGUAGAGUCCAUAAAAGUGGUAGAUUCUCGUGGGAGUUAGAGCAACAGAGCGACAGAGGCGACCUUGGCGGUGGAUCCAACAUGCCGGAAACCAACCAUCACAUGAACCCCCUUUAUAACAUAUCAAGCAAUUCUGCGGCAUAUGAUCUCGAGGAUGAUGGUGGCACAGACGGUGGUACAUAAAAUACAGUAGUGCUCAAAGAGGUGUUCACAUUUAGCUUUACGGAAGAUGCAUUACAAACAGUGUU